CGCUCCCCUCCCCCGCAGUUCUGGGUCUCUUGCUGCCUUGGUAGUCUUCUGGUCCCUCUCUCUAGCAUAUGGUGUUCUGUUUUCUUUUAUGACUUAGUACUUCAGCUUUUCCCAUGAAAAUUGCACGAAGACAUAAAUACCUUGCCCUCUUCAAACAUCCAUUACCCAGAGCUAGUUCGCUUUCGUCCUUCUGCGCAGUCUCUCUCUGAAAGGUGUCAUGGAUGUUCUGCGCCCACAGCUUGUAACAUUCGAUGGUCGGAAUUAUAGAAAGAAUCCUGUCCAGGAAAAGCAGCCCCAACAUGAAGAGGAGGAGGAUUUCUAUCAAGACCCCAUGGAGUACUCGGAUGAGCCCUGCGGUGCCUAUGAGGUGGAGCAGACCCCUCACGGAUUCCGGGCCACCGUCAGUGCCCCUAGCCUGCUCUACAAACACAUAGUUGGAAAGAGAGGCGAUACCAAGAAGAAAAUAGAAGUGGAGACUAAAACAUCUAUUAACAUUCCUAAACUCGGCCGUGAGGGAGAAAUCGUGAUCACUGGUCCUCAUCGAAAUGGUGUAGUUUCUGCGCGAACUCGGAUCGACGUCCUCCUGGACACGUGCAGGAGGAGGCAGCCUUUCACUCACUUCCUCUCCUUCUUCCUCAAUGAAGUUGAAGUCCAGGAACGAUUUCUGGAGUUCCGCGAAGUACUGAAGAAGUGUUCAAAGGAUCGUGGGGUUGACAGCACCAUUUUUCAGAAUCCCAAAAAGCUUCACCUAACUAUUGGCAUGUUGGUACUCCUAAGUGAACAAGAGAUCCAGCAGACCUGUGAGAUCCUGCAGCGCUGUAAGGAGGAAUUUAUUAAUGACAUUUCCGGAGGCAAACCCCUGGAAGUAGAGAUGGCAGGGAUCGAAUACAUGAAUGACGACCCUGCUAUGGUGGAUGUUCUUUAUGCCAAAGUCCACAUGAAAGACGGCUCCAACAGGCUGCAGGAACUAGUUGAUCGAGUGCUGGAACGCUUUCAGUCAAUGGGGCUCGUCAUGAAGGAGUGGACCAGUGUGAAACUGCACGCCACCGUCAUGAACACACUCCUCAGGAAAGACCCCAAUGCUGAAGGCAGGUACAACCUCUACACAGCAGAUGGCAAGUAUAUCUUCAAGGAAAGAGAAUCUUUUGAUGGCCGGAACAUUUUAAAGACAUUUGAGAACUUCUACUUUGGUUCCCUGAAGCUGAAUUCUAUUCACAUCUCCCAGAGGUUCACGGUGGACAACUUCGGAAACUAUGCUUCCUGCGGACAUGUUGACUUCUCCUGACAUGGGUAUAGAAAGCACUAGAAAUGAAUGUCUUCCUAAGGUGGUGAAGAAGAGAGGCUUCAUUUCAGUCACUGGGGUGUGGGUGUGGGAACUCGGAUGAUGUGCUGGUUAGCUUCCUGUCGAUUUGAUACAAGCUAUAGGCGUCUGGGAGGAGGGAACUGGAGUGGCAAAAAUGCCUCUAUGAGGUUGGCCUGUAGGCAUGCCUGUGGGGUGCUUUCUUGAGUAAAGAUUGAUGUGGA
Molecule: messenger RNA, 1524 nt
Organism: Rattus rattus (black rat)
Lineage: Eukaryota; Metazoa; Chordata; Mammalia; Rodentia; Muridae
Gene: Ascc1
Product: activating signal cointegrator 1 complex subunit 1
Biological process (GO): regulation of DNA-templated transcription; DNA alkylation repair
Cellular component (GO): nucleus
Molecular function (GO): RNA binding
Source: RefSeq, a predicted model, not a curated record